AUGAUCUUCGAGUCCGAGUACGACGUCGACAUCCCCUCCAUCGACCUACUCACAUUCCUCUUCUCCCGCACCCCAUUCAAGGACGACGACCCCAUAUGGAUCAACCCGGCCAACCCAGACAACAACCACGUCACGCUGGCCAAAGCCCGCGACCUCACGCACCGCAUCGGGCAGGGCUAUCGAGAUCUUGGCAUCGGCACAGAUGGCCCCGGUAGGGAUAUCGUGCUCUCGUACGUCGAGAACCAAGUCAUGGUCGCGCCCAACAACCUCGGCGUGCUGUGCGCGGGCGGCGUCCACGCGACCUGUUCCGUGACGGCGACGGCGUUUGAGCUCGCGAGACAGAUCCGGUUGAGCGGACCGAAAAUCUUGAUCUGUUCGCCGCAGACGAGGAAGGCCGCUGACGAGGCCAUCGCGCAGUCCGGGGUUGAAAGUGUUCGGCUUGUCAUGAUGCUGUCCGAGACGUUGGACAUUGUGGAUGCCAGGAGUGGCAAGUCGAUCAUCAGCGACAGGAGGCUGGAGUGGCAGAAGGUCACGGAUCCAGCGGUGCUCGAAAGGGCGACGGCUUGUCUGGUCUAUUCCAGCGGCACGACGGGCAAUCCAAAAGGCGUUGUGAUCACCCACGCCAACAUCGUGGCCAACCUCUGCCAAAUGGCCUUCCAUUUCGACCACUUCGCCAAAAAGGCCAUCUCAGACGGCAUCUACCUGCGCAUGCCGGGGGUGAUGCAAAACGCCGUCGCGGUGGGCAUCUUCGUGCAGAACAUGAUGAGCCUGCAAUGCGGCAUGCAGGUGUACAUGUUCCCCAAGUACGACUUCCCCACGCUCAUGUCAGCCAUCAAGAAGUUUCAGCUGUCGGCCUGUUUCAUCGUGCCGGCGAUCUGGAACCGCGUGGUCCAGGAGUGCACGAGGGAAGAUGUAGCGUCCAUCAGGUUCGCAAUGAGUGGUGCGUCGCCGCUGCCGUUGCCGCUGCAGCUGAAGGUCCACGACAUGUUACCUGAUGGCGUGGUGUUGCGGGUGAACUGGGGCAUGACCGAGACGGUCACUGCGGCGUCACAGCCGAAUGUCACAGAGGUGGACAAGGAGGGAAGCUCGGGGAGAUUGUUGCCCAAUAUCCAAGCUGUUAUCAUCAGUCCUGAUGGGAAGAAGCUGGGCUAUAACGAGCCAGGAGAGCUGUGCGUCAAAGGACCAAACAUCAUCAAAGAAUACUUCAACAACCCCGAAGCCACCCGCGCCGCAUACACUCCCGACGGCUGGUUUCGGACCGGUGACAUUGCCUCCUUCAAUCGAGACGGCAAGCUGUUCAUCGUGGGCCGUUCCAAGGAACUGCUCAAGUACAAAUCCUUUCAAGUGAGUCCCACCGAAGUCGAGUCCAUCUUGGGCCAGUUACCGGGCAUCUCGGACGUCGGGGUCAUCGGAGUGCCCGACGGUCAGGGCAAUGACCUCCCACGAGCGUACGUCGUGCGGUCAGCGCAGGCCGCAAGGCUGUCCGAGAAGGAUAUCCACGACUUUUUGAACCCGAGGGUGAGCAACUACAAGAGAUUGAGGGGAGGGGUCAGGUUCGUGGACGAGAUACCCAGGAAUCUGAACCAGAAGAUCAUGCGGAAUGUGCUGAAGGAGUGGGUGGAGAAAGAGACCGGGGAGAGGUCGAAUUUCCGGGCUCGAUUGUAG
Molecule: messenger RNA, 1665 nt
Organism: Fonsecaea multimorphosa CBS 102226
Lineage: Eukaryota; Fungi; Ascomycota; Eurotiomycetes; Chaetothyriales; Herpotrichiellaceae
Exons: 3
Coding region: 1-1665 (554 amino acids)
Biological process (GO): secondary metabolic process
Molecular function (GO): CoA-ligase activity
Source: RefSeq, a predicted model, not a curated record